CAGACAUGGCUACAAUCAGGACCCGAAAAUUCAUCACAAACCGUAUCCUGAACAGAAGGCAGAUGGUAGUUGACAUCAUACACCCUGGUAAGGCGAACCUCAGCAAAGAGGAGCUGAAAGAGAAGCUUGCCACCAUGUACAGAACGACCGCUGACGUGGUCAUGCCUUUCGGCUUCAGAACCGACUUCGGUGGCGGUCGAUCCACUGGAUUUGCUCUUAUCUACGAUAACGCAGAUUCCAUGAACAAGAUCGAGCCAACUUAUAGGUUAGCAAGGUUCCAGCCUAAGAAAGAUAAGACCGGAGGUAGAAGACAGAGGAAGGAAUUGAAGAACCGAAAGAAGAAGGUGUCUGGAAAGAAGAAGACCGAAUUAGGAUCCUGUAAACGAAACAAAGCUUAACUUUUAUCAAUGAUUUAGCGGUUUUUAUUUAUUGA
This is a messenger RNA of Bolinopsis microptera, 433 nucleotides long. RefSeq names its product small ribosomal subunit protein eS24-like. NCBI's taxonomy places the organism in Eukaryota, Metazoa, Ctenophora, Tentaculata, Lobata, Bolinopsidae. The coding region runs from base 6 to 398 and encodes 130 amino acids. The record is from RefSeq and is a predicted model, not a curated record. Gene Ontology annotation, biological process: translation. Gene Ontology annotation, cellular component: ribosome. The transcript has a single exon. Gene Ontology annotation, molecular function: structural constituent of ribosome.